This is a messenger RNA of Penicillium lagena, 1467 nucleotides long. Its product is annotated as WD repeat protein. Gene Ontology annotation, biological process: protein polyubiquitination; proteasome-mediated ubiquitin-dependent protein catabolic process; transcription-coupled nucleotide-excision repair. The transcript is spliced from 2 exons. Gene Ontology annotation, molecular function: protein binding. Gene Ontology annotation, cellular component: nucleotide-excision repair complex; Cul4A-RING E3 ubiquitin ligase complex. Lineage: Eukaryota; Fungi; Ascomycota; Eurotiomycetes; Eurotiales; Aspergillaceae. The record is from RefSeq and is a predicted model, not a curated record. Bases 1 to 1467 code for a protein of 488 amino acids.
AUGAAUUCCUAUCUGCUCAACAGAGCCCUUGGGUCUGUCACUCCAUCUGCCUUCCAUGUCGCCCAAACCACCCGACUAGUCCACCACCUCGAGCCCGCGCCGGGCAUCCGCUUCUCCAGUCCCCGGCCGGGUGCGUCCACACAGCACGAAGACGAUGUCGCGCCACUCGAUAGAGAGCUCGACCCGGUCGCGGAAGUGUUUGCGCAUAAGUCGGGAGUGAACUGCCUGGCCAUCGAUCAAUUCGAGGGACGAUAUAUGAUAUCCGGCGGCGCUGACCCCUCGAUUCGCUUGUGGGACCUUGAGACUAGAGGGUCGCAGCUCGAACACGUCCAUCGGUCCUGCGCGUCGAUCAGUAAAUCUUCGCAUGAGGAUGCGCACACCCACGCCAUCACCUCGCUCUCCAUAUACCCGUUCGAUCCCGUUCCGUCCACUAUAUUCUCCACGUCGCAUGAUGGCACAUUGAAACUGUCUGCGCUGCAGUCGCCAGCGAUUACACCACUGCAUACAUUUACGCUCGACUGCACACCGUACUCGCAUUCCUUCUCAGCUCAGCCCGCGUCGACCCUGCUCGUUGCGGUAGCCACAUCGGAUCCGACAGUGCGGCUGGUGGAUUUACGCUCGGGACUAUCGACGCAUGGCUUGCCUGGACACACCGCUGCUGUGCUCUCAGUAUCGUGGGCUCCUCAUCGGCCGCACCUGUUGGCGUCGGCCUCGGUCGAUAAUCGCGUAAUCAUAUUUGACGUGCGUCGCGGAGGCCACAAUUCUGCAAUUGCGACUCUGGAUAUGGAUGACCCGGUGGGAUUGGUUAAUGGAUCAGGGGGUGUGUCAACAUCGUCGGAAAGCCGGUCAGCAUUCUCUCGGCAUGGGCGUGCCCACAAUGGAGCCGUGACUGGUGUGCGCUGGACAUCAAAUGGCAGCCACAUAAUCACUACUGGGCAGGAUUCCCGAAUCCGAGUGUGGGAUGCAGCUACCGGCGCAAACACACUCGUGCACUUUGGUCCGCGAGUGCGAAAUACCGCAUCCUCGCAUUUGGCAGAGCGGGCGCCGCUGAUCAUCCCGAAGGGACUCAUGAACUCAGGCCAAGAAACACUUCUUUGGCCGAAUUUCCACGAACAGGAUGACCGUGGGGAGAUCUUUAUGUUUGAACUCCGCGAGGGGACCUUCAUUAAGCGUCUCCGCGUACCGGGUCUCUCAACAGGACCGCAAGCAUCCCGUGGUCGGUCAACGGCACUGAGUGCUGCCCGCAUCAACGACCUCGUCUGGCGCGGAAACGGGGCUUCUGGUGAAGGCCUCGAACUGUUCUCCGCGCACGGUGACGGAACUAUUCGGACUUGGGUGUCUCGAGAGCCGGAUGGAGAGCCGGAUGAGGCCGAGGAGGCUGCUCAGGCCGAUCGCAAGAGAAAACACGAUGUGUUGGAAGAAAUCUACCAGGGGUUUAUUGGAGCUGAUCCACGGCUACAUACUUGA